Messenger RNA from Caenorhabditis briggsae, 255 nucleotides. The record is from RefSeq and is a predicted model, not a curated record. The transcript is spliced from 2 exons. The coding region runs from base 1 to 255 and encodes 84 amino acids. NCBI's taxonomy places the organism in Eukaryota, Metazoa, Nematoda, Chromadorea, Rhabditida, Rhabditidae.
AUGUAUUUUAAAACAAAAAAAAUAGUUCUAGCAAAAAUCCAAGAACGAGAAAAAAAUCAUGAAAAUGACAAUGAAACAAUUCGUGAAAUGCUCUUAUCAAUGGGCAGCGUUUGGCUUUUAUAUCAAAGCCCACCCACACAAAAAUCGAAAAAGCUUAGUACAGAGGAUCGUACAAGCUGGCACAAGAUCAGUGGGGGUGGGUCUGGGAAUUCGAUUAUUCGCCCUCAAGAAACAAACAAAACGGUUUCCAAAUGA